UGUGGACCUCUAAGCACCACUCCCCCCUUUUGAUCAAGUCAACAAUGGCUGCAAUACUGAGGUCCCUCUCCCUGGCCUAUAGAGCCCCUCCAGUCAUUCAUGGCUCUGUAAGGUCUACCUCGACACUAGCCAGGUUUAGAGAUAUCCUAGGAGGCGAGGUCAGUGCCAUCAGAGAAGCGGGCACAUUCAAACACGAGCGAGUGAUCACGACCCCUCAAGCUGCUCUCAUCAAGGUUCAGGAGAGGGACGGAUAUCUACUCAACUUCUGUGCUAACAACUACCUCGGCCUUUCAUCACAUCCUGAGGUGAUCAGAGCAGCUCAGAAGGCGUUGGAUGAUUAUGGGGCUGGACUAAGCUCUGUCAGGUUCAUCUGUGGUACCCAAGACCUCCAUCUUGAGCUAGAGAGCAAGAUUGCUCAGUUUCAUGGCCGUGAUGACGCUAUACUGUACGCUAGCUGCUUUGACGCCAAUGCUGGUCUAUUUGAAGCAGCACUAGGUAAAGAAGACGCUCUGUACAGUGACCAGCUCAACCAUGCCAGUAUCAUCGAUGGUGUUAGACUAGCAAAGUGCAGGAAAUAUCGAUACAAGCAUCGAGAUGUGAGUGAGUUAGAGUCUCAGUUGCAAGAAUCCAGUGAUGCAAGGGUUAAGAUGAUUGUGUCAGAUGGUGUGUUCAGUAUGGAUGGAAGCAUCGCUCCUCUCAAGGAGAUGAGGGUACUUGCUGACAAAUAUAAUGCACUGGUUUUUCUUGACGAAUGCCAUGCAUCCGGUUUCCUAGGCAACAGCGGAAGGGGCACAGAGGAGCAGUAUGGUAUGUCUGGUAGUGUGGACAUCAUCAACUCUACCCUGGGCAAGGCUCUAGGAGGAGCUGCCGGGGGAUACACUGUAGGCCCUCUAGAGCUCACCACACUACUCAGACAAAGGUCACGACCUUAUCUCUUCUCCAACAGUCUCCCCCCACCAGUAGUGGCCGGGGCUAUCAAGGUAUUUGAUUUGCUGAUGGGAGGUACAGGACAAGAGUUGAUGAACAAGCUACAAGAGAAUACAACAAGGUUCAGACAGAGGAUGACCGAGGCAGGCUUCACUCUCAAGGGGGAAGGACAUCCCAUCACUCCAGUCAUGUUGGGAGAUGCUAGACUAGCUGCUGAGUUUGCUGAUGACAUGCUCAAACAAGGAAUAUACGUGAUUGGGUUCUCCUUCCCUGUAGUGCCUCAAGGGCAAGCCAGGAUCAGAGUGCAGAUCUCAGCAGUGCAUAGUACAGAGGAUGUGGACCGAUGUGUGGAUGCAUUCAUCAGUAUAGGGCGUGACAAAGGUGUCAUCAAUUAAGAGAACUCUUCCCUUAUCAUGUCCUUUGUGUCCUGUGUUGGGCUACUGUUUGUGUGUAUAGUUGUGUGUAGUUAUAUCCUGGACUUUCAUUAGUUGUUAAUUGUUUGUGCAGUUUGCAUAAUCUUGUUCAAGUUCCUUUG
Molecule: messenger RNA, 1462 nt
Organism: Halichondria panicea
Lineage: Eukaryota; Metazoa; Porifera; Demospongiae; Suberitida; Halichondriidae
Product: 2-amino-3-ketobutyrate coenzyme A ligase, mitochondrial-like
Exons: 9
Coding region: 45-1322 (425 amino acids)
Biological process (GO): biosynthetic process; L-threonine catabolic process
Cellular component (GO): mitochondrion
Molecular function (GO): glycine C-acetyltransferase activity; pyridoxal phosphate binding
Source: RefSeq, a predicted model, not a curated record